This is a messenger RNA of Gallus gallus (chicken), 3290 nucleotides long. It is a transcript of the gene TSSC1, whose product is annotated as tumor suppressing subtransferable candidate 1. Gene Ontology annotation, biological process: protein ubiquitination. The transcript has 10 exons. Gene Ontology annotation, molecular function: protein binding. Bases 72 to 1259 code for a protein of 395 amino acids. The record is from RefSeq and is a predicted model, not a curated record. NCBI's taxonomy places the organism in Eukaryota, Metazoa, Chordata, Aves, Galliformes, Phasianidae.
GGGAAGCGGCCGACGGGCAGCGCCGAGGGCCAGAAAGGAGCGGUGGGCAGAGGCGUGUGUUGUGUGCCGGUAUGGAGGACGACGCGCCGGUGAUCUACGGGCUGGAGUUCCAGGCACGAGCAUUAACACCUCAGACAGCAGAAACAGAUGCAAUAAGAUUUUUGGUUGGAACACAAUCUCUUAGAUAUGAUAAUCAGAUUCACAUCAUAGAUUUUGAUGAUGAAAAUAACAUCAUAAACAAAAAUGUGCUUCUUCAUCAAGUGGGUGAGAUCUGGCACAUUAGUGCCAGUCCUGCAGAUAAAGGUGUACUAGCAACUUGCUACAAUAAAACUUCAGACGGUAAAGUCGUGACAUGUGCUGCUGUUUGGAGGAUGCCGAAGGAAUUGGAAUCAGGCAGUCAUGAAUCCCCUGAUGAUUCAUCAAGCAACACUCAAACCCUGGAGCUACUCUGUCACCUUGACAACACAGCCCAUGGCAAUAUGGCCUGUGUUAUGUGGGAACCAAUGGGAGACGGUAAAAAGAUCAUUUCUCUGGCUGAUAAUAACAUAUUACUGUGGGAUUUGCAGGAAAGUUCAACCAAAGCUGUGCUCUCUAGUUCUUCAGCCUUAGAAGGGAAAGGACAAUUAAGAUUUACUUCAGGACGAUGGAGUCCACACCACAAUUGUACACAGAUUGCAACAGCCAAUGAUACCACUGUUCGGGGAUGGGAUACACGAAGCAUGAGGCAGAUAUAUUCCAUAGAAAAUGCACAUGGACAGCUGGUACGAGACCUCGACUUUAAUCCCAAUAAACAGUACUACCUGGCUAGCUGUGGAGAUGACUGCAAGGUGAAAUUCUGGGACACAAGAAAUGUCACUGAACCAGUGAAGACGCUAGAGGAGCAUUCCCACUGGGUCUGGAAUGUCAGAUACAAUCACUCUCAUGAUCAGCUGAUCCUUACAGGAAGCAGUGAUAGCAGAGUUAUUCUUUCUAAUAUGGUAUCAAUUUCUUCUGAACCAUUUGGACACAUGGUAGAUGACGAUGAACUGAGUGACCAAGAGGAACAGCAUCAAGAAGAGAAGAUUUUUGUAUACAGACCUUUCAGGAUUAAAGAGCCCCUUCAGGACAGUGUAAUAGCUACCUAUGAAGAACAUGAAGAUAGUGUAUAUGCAGUUGAAUGGUCCUCAGCAGACCCAUGGCUAUUUGCCUCUUUAAGUUAUGAUGGGAGACUUGUUAUUAACAGGGUUCCAAGAGCUCUUAAAUAUCACAUACUAUUAUAAUUUGUUUGGAUUAUGAUGGGAUUGUUGCUUUGAUGUACACAAUUGGUAGAUAUUGUUUAAUGCUUUUUUCAGGAUCUACUUUCAUUUUUAUUAAACAUAAAUACGUUUUUGUUAAGAAAAUUUGUACUUAUAUGGACACUUUUAAUUUGUCUUUUGUAUUUACCUUGGAAAGUCUGAUGCCUAUUUUAGAAAAGGCCAUACUAAUUGUUGUUGUUUUUCUUUAGUUUUUUUGUUUAUAGCCACUGAGUUUAGGAAUUACAAAACUUCUGGAGAUGCUAGGUGCUUUCCAUACUACUGAUUUAUUACUUCAGCUUUAUGCAGACAUAAUGGAUUACAGAGGAGUUAACGCUGAUAUAAAACUGGAACAAGGUGCAUGUGGCAGAAGUCAUCUAGUCAUUUACAAUAAUAAUAUUUUAUCUUUCUCCCUUAUAUAAGCAGCCUUCUGUUCUUAGUUAGGGUCACAUUCCUGCUGGCUGUUUUGGUUCACUCUUCAACUACUGUAAACGCAGUUGGGAAUGUUCUGAAAGGUUGUCAUAAUACAUUUUGUGUAUCCUAAGAGGGAAUGUUAAUCAUGAAGAUGAAACCAUCAAAAUGGAGUUUUCAUUUAAGCUUUACAAUAUUAUUGAUGUCCCACCCUGUAAUUUGCAGACUAAAUGCAUUUUUGUGCUAUGUAUUGUUAGAAACAUCUAUCUUUACCAAAAGAUCUUAUAUUCUCAUAUAAUGUAUUAUACCGUGUUUGCAGAACUUAGUUGUCCUGUAGUAUAUGUUGAGGGACUCUGGAGCUACAUCACUGUUAACAUGGAAAACCUUUUGACGUUUGUAAGUAAUCUCAUUCUUAUCCUUUUGACUCUGCCAUUCUGCAGUAUGACUUAGCAGACUUUCAAGUAAGCACAAAAUGUCCUUUGCUAUAUCAUACUUUUUGCAGUGUAUGACCUAGGCAUCAGUGACUGUCUUGCUGCUAAUGCUGAGAACAGAUGUUGCCCUGCAGGAGGAUGCACAGAAAACUUGAAAUGUAGAUGGAAGUUGUGGUAACAUAUUCCUGAACAUACUGAUACAUCCUCACCCCCUCAACUUGAUGAAAAUUCUGCUGCCUAUUCUUUGUAUACUUAGACUGAACAUAACAGCAGUUAUCCCUUGUUGUCUUUACAUCGUUGUUCUUUCCUAUCAUCUUCAGGACUUGUGUAUAUGUGGUAGUGUUGGUUGUGGUGGCAUUCUCGAAGGGUACUCCGAAGAAAUGCCAAGGCUACUGGCAUAGACCAAUGGACAGACCAAUUCCAGCCUCUUCCAGAGCUUCCUAACAGAGUUACUAUAGUAACUGCUGGAGAUAAAUGAGGGAGGGCCUGCUCGUAACCUCUGCUUGUCCUUACCCUCUGCCUGGAUUGAAAUGUGCCCAAUUGUGUGCACACAGCUGCUGCUGUGGAAACACACUCUGAGGGUAUUGCUAGCUGCUACAGACCAAAGUGUCCAAAGUUGAAUUCUGUUCAUAGCUCUUUGAAAAACUUGUUUGGAAGAAUUCAUAUGAGGGACUUAAUUUAGUUACCUCUGUAUUAUUGUUUGUGUUACUGUGAUGCCUGUCUGCUCCAGAGUGAAUGCUUCAUUGGAAAUUCUGAUGGUCUACAUUUCUGUGUUAAGGUUUUAAACUUGUGCUGUUUGAAAUUGUCUCAAUCUGUAAUAAGGCAUGAGAUAUGCGCUUGUAUGUUGUAAGAAAAAUUACUUUUCCAACUCAGUAGUGCUUCAGUUGUUUGAAUAUCAAAAUCCUCAAAGGAGCUGCAGCUUUUGUGGAGCUUUCAGUCUUCAGACACAAAACCCUGUUGCUUUUUUCUUCCACACAAAAAGCCCUGUGAUCUUUCUUCAGUGUACAGCAGAGCUCUUCAAAACCUCAUUAACAUCAGGAAUAAAGGUCUAAUGAAGUUUUAUUGUCUGUUAAUGUAUAUGGCUUGUAGUGGGAAGGUGACAGGAAAUCAUGUAGCCAUAUGUGGGAUUUGGUUUGAUUAUAACGUGUAAUAAAAUCUGGGAUAGAUUUCAGACUGA